Cutaneotrichosporon oleaginosum is the source of this 2316-nucleotide messenger RNA. RefSeq lists its product as uncharacterized. The record is from RefSeq and is a predicted model, not a curated record. Gene Ontology annotation, molecular function: ubiquitin binding; endonuclease activity. Lineage: Eukaryota; Fungi; Basidiomycota; Tremellomycetes; Trichosporonales; Trichosporonaceae. Gene Ontology annotation, cellular component: nucleus.
CUUGCACUUCUGCCAUUUAUCUAUCGCGUAUCUCUAUUGACAUCCUGGCCACCAUGUUCCGCAUAUAAGUCGCCCCGCGCAUUUCUUUCUCCACUUCAUUAUGGGCAAGAGACAGAAGCAACGCAAGAAAGCGGAGGCGACUCAACCUGUUCCCUCUCCACCAUGGCAGCCGUCGACGGCGGAUGUCAUUGACGCGAGCGUCCUCGAGUCUGUCCUCCAUGCCGACUUUCCUCUUCUCGACAGCGCGCUGGUCAACGCCAUGGUGCAGGACUACGCGCGUGACGGCACACUCGGUGCGAACGAGAGUGUGCUGCGCGAGCAGCUCGCUGCGCUCGAAGCGCAGAUGGUAGCUGACGCCGCGGACGAGGGGACAUUGGAGUCCGCGAAGGAGGUCACGGACGAACCGGAUAGCCUGCCCAUAGAUGGGCUUUCGCUCCACUCAUCGCGAUCCGGCGCGCACCUUCCACCCUCUUCGUUCCCCUCGCUCCCCUCCCGCCCCUCCUCCUCUGCUUCUGCGUCCCGUUCCACUGCAAAAACGGAGUCGGACGAUCUCGCGUCGGAGAGAGAGUUCCUCGCGGCCCUCUUCCCCCACCUGUCAAGUCAGGACAUCAACGCUGCGCUGGCCACCGAGCACUCGCUCGACGAUGCGGUAGACCACCUCCUCAGCAUCGAGGCGAUACGGGAGUCGCAGCGGAACGGAACGUGGGGCGACGACGACGAAUCCGUGGAGAGAGAUGGGUGGGAGGUCGUCCCGUCGCGCCGUAGUAGCGUGUCCAGUACGGAGCCAUCCGCGCGCGCCCCUGCUGGCGCCGCUGGCGCCGCGGUCCCGAUCACGAGGGGAAAAAAGAAAGGAAAGAAGACCAUCCCCAUAGUCGACACGCUGCAGCGACGCCCGCAGCUGUCGCCCAUCGCGCGCCCACCCCCCGGCAACGUAUGGGAUGCGCUAUCGCGCCUCGCGUCCUACCUAGCGGAAGUUGCGCCGCGCGCCCACGCCCCCUGGUUCCAGACAUACCUCCAUUCGCCCGAGUAUGCAUGCACGCACGACGCCGUGCGCGCAGCGCUGCAGCAGCUGGCGUUGAGCGGCGACGCGCCGCCGCCCGAGGUGGUCGACAUCCUCGCGCCCAUCUUCGGUGCGGACGACGCGCUGAUGCACUGCAUCGCGGCCGCGGACGGGGACAUGUCCAACGCCAUCGACCUCAUCGACCUCCUCGACGGCCUGCGUACAUGGGACGACUAUGAGGCUGCGCGCGGCGCGCGCGACCCGUACGACGUGCUGCGCGGCCUCGAGCGGAGGAGUGCGCGCGCGAGCGCCAAUCCGAGUGUGGGCGCCAACGCCAGUGCAAGCGCAAGCGCUAGCCCGAGCCCCAGCGUCGUGCCCUCUCCCGCGUCAUCCCGCCCCGCCACACCCGCCGCGAUUCCGGCAUCCACACCCGCCACAGUUCCGGCAUCCACACGGGCCCUCAACCCGAACCGCCUCACGCGGCCCGCGCCCAAAGAGACGGCGCCGCUACCCGCCCGCGCUGUGCCAGGCUCAGUGGCGGCCGCAACGGGCUACCGGCCGACACACGAACUGCUGCAGCCCUCGAACUCGACGUGGUCUGCCGCACACGUCGCGCCGGCGCAGGCGCGGCGCGCGGGCUCGCCCGCACCCAAGUGGUCCGCGAAGGGCAAGAAGCGCGCCGCGGCCAACAUCAUGCCCGGCAACAUCGGGCUCGGGUUGGUGAUGCGUCCUGUGGACGCGCCGAAAGCGAGUGGCGGGAGCUCGAACGCGAACGCGAACGCGACCCCCGCGGCCGCUUCCGCUUCGCGGCCGCCGUCCGCGGCGGCGAGACACUUUGCGCGCGCGGACGAGUGGUACGAGCGCCGCAAGCAUGCGAUGCACCGCGCCACGGCGGACUAUAAUGCCGCGCCGAAGCAUCUGCGCGGGCAGGUCAUCGGGGCAUACCGCUUGCAGGCGCGGGAGGCGGCGGCCGAGGCGCAGAGGCACACGCUCGCGGGCGCCCGCGCCGUGCUGGAGGAACAACGGGCGGCGGACCCCAACUCGAUCGACCUCCAUCUCCGCACCGUCGCCGAGUCGACAACCCUCGCGCUCGAGGCUGUCGAGGAGUGGUAUGCUAAAGGCGGGCGCGGACAUUUCCAGAUUAUUACGGGCAAAGGGUUGCAUUCUGCGGGUCAGCGCGGCGUGCUUGGCCCCGCCGUGUAUAAUGCGCUCCACGGCGCGGGGUGGCGCGUUGAGGCACAUCCGGGCUACCUCACGGUCAAGGGACGGUGAUCUUGCUUGUUGCAAUUAUAGGUGUAUGCCAUGCUAUUAUUUCU